Messenger RNA from Amoebophrya sp. A25, 6420 nucleotides. Lineage: Eukaryota; Dinophyceae; Syndiniales; Amoebophryaceae. The record is from the annotation of a GenBank genome assembly.
CAAUAUCAUCAAGUAGGAGCUCCUGCAUCAAAUUUUUCUUCGCAAUUUCAAUAAGAAGAACAGACUUCUACUUGUCCUCGUUUACAACAAGGCACGCUUCCCCUGCGCGUCUACAUCAGUCGGGACAAUUAGGAUAAGCCUUCGUCCCAAUAGUUUGGGUCACUCUCAACAUUGCGUUUCCGAUUAUCCUCGUACCACCUACUCUACUAGACGAUGGUGUACAUCGGCAAGUAUUUCCCCAUUCGUUUACCGAAGGAGGUUCGAGUGGAAAAUGGGAAACUUGCCUGUUGCCAGUUGUGCGUGCAACUUUUGGUCUUGUCGCUUUUGGCCUACCAGUUCAUUGAGGAGCGCAUGUACCUUGUUGUCCCUAUGACUGGACCACGAUAAGACUUUCAGUUUUUUUUAGAAGGGGACGUACGAAUCGAGCACUAGAUUCUUGUUGGGAUAAGUAUUCUCGUGUAAUUAGAAGAUAUAAAGACUCUAAUCUGUGAAUCCCACAGGGAUUCCCGAAUGCAUGGGCUGAAGUGACCGAAGCGAGUCAAGCGGCAAUCGACAAGGAUUACAAUGGUUUGAUUUGCAAAGGGGACGAUGCGUUCCUUUACAGGUUCUUUAACGUCCUUCUUGAAUCUAUUACUGCCCUUCAUCAACUAGACGUACGAGUACCUCCUUGCUACCAACUAGUAUCUCAAUGUUGUUUCCUUUUUUUUUACCAUCAUCUAGUACUAAGUAACUUCAUCUUGCUUUUUUUGAUGUCCUCCUUUUUUGUCAGCGCCAAGUGAUACUAGUUCCUUCUUGCUAUAUUUAUUUAAUUUGAUGUCUUGAUCAUGUACAUGCUCUGUGGUUUAGCAUCGUUGCUCACCAGGAGCUUUCUGUUCCUGGUCCUCUGAAGAAUGAUAUGGAUGAUAUGAAAAUGAAAAAGAACAACUGUAGCCUCUGUACUACUAUCACAAUGUGGUCAACAGCACCUCUAGUUGUACAGCUUGUCGCUGCUAGUAGUACUUCUUGUCAUAUAUUACAUAUUGCAUUGGUUGCCUUUCUGUUUCUUAUUCAUCUAGCUUUUCGCCAGCCUUUACCUUCAGGCAUUCGGAGAACUGGAAGCAUGGUAAGUAUCAGUGCAUCGAGACGCCUUCUGCGGAAGCCGGUUACAAGGUUGGAAAGCGCGAAAUUUAUUUUCCGACGUAUUAUCGCGAGACUGAAGCAAGGACGUCCUCAGGCGCAGGUGAGCGGUCUGGCUCUACUACAUCAAGAAAAUAAUAAUUCUUGGAUGCCCACGCGGUAGCUGCGAUCAGGUUCGUUUGUUCUUGACUUAGACAGUGGACUAGAGUACAUUGGGCGGAGUGAUAGGUGGGCCUUAUCCCCCUCACUAGCCUCCCCUAGUUAGGUCUCCGACGCGAGGCGUGCUGCAGAUCUAGACUCGUUCUCCCAAAAAUAUCGCCUUUUUGAGAGGGUGUAGGUCCCGCGACGCUCAAAGCACACAAAGACAGAGGAAAUUAGCCGGCUAAUUUCCCUCGAUAGUCGGGAGGUCGUUCGUAACCCUAUUAUCACUACACCAGGAAAAUAAUAAGUAUAUUAUCUUUAUCUUUAUCCGUGAUGUUAAUAGUGUUUAUUUUUGGUUUUCCUCUACUUCCUCGUUUGGUUUGUUUAGAGAAUAUGGGAAGCCUGUGUAGUACUAGUAGUCCGAGCAGUAGAUAUUAUGAUGACCCAAAAUGAGUAAUUUUUUUUGGACGAGACAGUGUUUCUAUGAUAUGCAACUACAAAAUUAUGAUCAAGGAAGAGCAUCAGCAUGUUCAAUAUGAUGAGUAUCACUUUUCUCAUGUACUCAGAACUCAUGAUAAAUCUUUACCCACGGGAACCAGGUUGUGCGGGGUUGUGUCCCACGGCGCUGCCAUGCAACAGUACAACAUUCGCGAACCCUCCAGCUUACAAUUUCGGCCAAGAAUGUGCCGCCGAUAAGUAUGUCCCCGGUAUGCCUGUGUGGCAGCAGUUACGGCUUCCACGACCCGUUUAAUUGACCAUCCAUAUCCAAGCAGAAGUACUUUUCUACCUUUGUAGUUGUUUUCGCCAUGCCAAGUCAUAUUAAGAUGAAAGUACAGGAAUGCGAAUGUAGUAGAGAUGGAUGAUGACUCUCUUUCUCUAAUUCGGAGCGGCGCAGACGUGGGGCAGUGGACCCCAACUGCUGUGCAAACGUGCACGUGCAAGAAGGAGACGCAUUUUUUAGUCGCUGGCGUGGCCUCGCGUGCGAUGGUUAAGGCUAGUUCUAUUUAAUCAAGAUUUUAUCUCGGUGAUCAUGUACUAGGACCUAGAUUUCGGUCGAUGCCCUCGACGUUGUCCUUACCAGUGAAAUCGUGCUUGUGUAUAUCAAAAUCAUAUUAUUGUGCAUAAGUUGUAGGAAUGAAUCUCAGAGGUCCUCGAUUUUUGGUUGUUCCUCUAAGAUGAGCUUCGAACACAUUUUCAAAGUGGAUUCAGACGAUAAAGAAGUGUCUGGUUCGUCCUCUGCAUCCAUAGCAGACGCAAACGAGAACGACAAUCAACUUCCUGUCCUGACCAUCAUCCUGCAAAAAAGCUCAGAUGGCCUCUACAAGGAGUUCGACUGCUACAGUGAAAAGUUAAGACUUCUUGUUCUAGUUGUAUGUAAAACUGCAGUACUACAACCCUAGGGGACUACUUGGAUGUUGUACUUCUAGUGAAUGAAAACUCUUCUGUAAGUAUACAGGCGACGAGAGGCGGUGGCGGAGGAGUACAAGCAGGAAUCGCUAGUGUAAUUGAGCACGACUUCUCAAAUGAAUCAAUAGCCAACGUAUCUUAACAAGUAAGUGCUACUUCUAAGGAGCAAAGCUCGGGACGCCGGUGCAGUAUCCAGUGAAGACGAAGGAAAGUGUCGCUUUGCGGAGAGUAAAACGACUGGUCAAGCAGAAACAAUUUGGAUGAGUCUUCGCGACUGGGUCUUUGCCGCCAGCUCUGGUUCCAUUUAAGAACUGAGAAGUAAAUUUAGAUGGAUACAUCAAGAAUCGUGUCGAUGCCUAAAGAGAAUCUAUUUUUCACUAUCAAUUUCAUCGUCUUCGUCUUUCGACGCUUACAACUAGUGAGCUGAGCUUGAGAUCAAAAAUAUUUUCAUGAGCAUGAAUCGUUUUCGUAUCCUAUGCGUCCAACAACAACUGUAGAUAACAUAAACUUUGCUAAUUGCUCGAUCUUACCGAACCUGAUGCGCGUAACCCUACAAUUUCUGGCAAUACUGCUGGGCCCACCACCUCUACUUGGAGGACAACUAGCGCGAAGUCUGCAGCGGUGCGACUCACUGGCGUGGAGGUACUCAUAUCCAUGGAGUACCUCUCACCUGCAUUCCACCACCUCCUCCCAUCUAUUAUGAUCCUGUUGAUGUUGAUGCUCCUCACAAAAAAGAAUUGAGUGCACUACUUAUUAGAUAACUACGUGUUUGAAGGUGAUAGACAGUGGACGGUACACACUAAAUAGGUGAGUGAUGAAAGCUGCGAGCGGCUCUUCUGGCUCCAUGAGAGAUUGUCGCAUUAGAUUUCUGAUCCUCUUAUAGAUUGAUCUAAAGAUGACUAACCGGUUACUUUUCCUUCGACUCUAUUCGCUCGAAUCAAUGUAGAGACUAUCUUCUAAGGAUCGCGUCGAAUUGGGCAGCGCAUACAAUGACCACAUGGUCGCAGUGGUGAAGCUCUCAGUUAAUUAAGGCUAUGCCCCUCGUCGAAAAUGACAUGUUAUCUUGGUUGAGUCUCAUGUUGAAUGAUCUACAAUCACUUCAAGAACAACUAGGGGUUCGCACCAAUGUUCAUCGGUGUAUGUAUCCUUACUUUACUUCUCAAAGGGAAAGAUUAUACGUCAAACUCAAAAAGGAUGAGACUCUCUAGGAGGAACUUAAUGGGUUGUAAGAUCUAAGUUAAUGACGCUAUGUGGACUGGUCUCCCGCAGGUAGCCUAUGGAAGUCCAGCGCCGUCGACAGUGACGGAUCCUAAUUUCAAUUAUGGCUUGGUAACAAGAGUAAUGCUGAGAUUCAUAAAUAGAUGUAACGUUUGAUUGUGAUUUUAGAAGUUCUACGUAGCAGAACGGUGGACCUCAUGGAGAACAUUGAAAGUCAAAAUAGAGGUUAUUGUAGUGUGAUUUGUAGUAGGAAGUUGAUCGCGUCGAUCUCGAUGAUAAUGAUGAUGCCGAAAGAGUUAGAGAUGCAUAGCCAUUUAGUUCUUUCCAGAUUCGAUCAACGGUGAUCUUCACGAAGAACGGCCACAACAAAGAAGGGCACAGCAUGUAUGAUACCAUUUCUAGAGGUCUAAGGUAGUCAGGGAACCUACCGCGAGCGGUACCACUACGGCAUCCGGUUUCUCUUUAUGACGAGUACGAGCUCAGCCUAUGGUGAAUUUUCGUGGGUCGACAUGCUCACUGCCUUAGCGGUCUUCAACAUUUACUACGCUAUGGCUGGUUCCCUUGUUGCUGUCUUCGCCCUGUCAGCUCUCGGCCAGCUCUCAGUGCAGUACAAGCGCGCACAACAGACCACACUAAACCUGCAAGCGGAAGCCAGCAACCACGCCCCAGCCAAGGUACAACCACUCCAAUUAUUCUUCUUUUUCCACAUCAAUCUUGUCCUUGUAGAUGUCAGACAUGGUCACGGACAGUGGUGCAUAUAUUUUUUGUUUUUCUCAAGAACCAAGAACAAACAUCCUCCUCCAAAUGCAACUUCAGAUUCUGGUAGCUGUUGGCGCAUUCAACCAGUUGUGUAAGACAUUACAGGAUGAGAAUCCUGCCUAUGUGUCGGUCCAGCAACAGAAUGGAACGGUUGCACCCAUGCAAGUGUUUUAUCCGAAGCGCAUCGAUCGCGUCGUCCUCUACUUAGGGCUUUUUUCUUGCACGUACAAUAGAAAAAGUCGCUUAUAGAGAACGGGAUCAGACCACUAAAAUUCUCGUCUGAUAAAGCCGCCUAUGUAUAUUAUAAUACAGAUACUUACAUAGCUCCUUCAUGAUCUACUGCAACUUCUAUGUACAAGAACACAUGUUCAUGUUGAAUGUUGUUAAUAGGCUCCUCUAACCUUUCGAGCCUUCCUGCAAGUCUUUGGAGCUGGCGACAUUAAAUUGCACGGCUCUGGUAUUGAAGCGCUGGUGGAAACAGUCAUUUUGUUAUGGCUCGAUAACAGUCAGUAUAAGAAAUCAAUUCCUGGAUCCUCCCAUGACGUUGGCCCUCGAUCGCGCCUCCUGAGAUGACUGUCUAUGCCCUUAAAAACUUUAGAAGACUCCUAUACCCUUUUUCUUAUCUUCAGGUACCCUCACUUUGCUGAGUAGAUUGAAUCUACUAGAUUGCUCACGUCUGCGGCACUUCUUCGUUUGUGAUGGUGUGAGUGCGCAGAUAUUAGCGGCCUCUGUUUGCUUUCUAAUGUUUGCGUUUGCCGACAAGGAUGGUGGUGUGGAUGUGGAAAAAUUCGUGAACGCGUUCUGUGAGCACGAGGUGUACGACCUGGAGCAACUCCAGAAGCGCUUCGAUCGCCAUCGUGAGGUUGGCUUUUUUUAAGGCUAGUAUAUCUAUAUCGGGGUACUUCUUCAUUGCAAAUGAACUAUCCCGUGUGGACUAUGCCGAGGAGUGGUGUCCCCAUUUUUGAUUUGAAGGGAAAAAAAGGGGUAUGCGCGACCCACUCAACCACGGGUAGGGAAAAGCUACCUCUAAUGCUCGGAAGACUACUUCUCUCAGCCACUGAAUAUCACCCUGCCAUGCCUGAAGAUCAAGGAUGAUAGUACCCGCAACAGCGUGGUAGAACCACAGAGGACGCAGAUCGCACUGCCGAGCUAAUAAACCAAGAAGAUUUGAAAGUAGAUGGUGGUGAGUGGUUGGCAAGAAGAAUCUAUAGAAAAAGGGUUUUAGUAGUAGUAGUGGAGGAGUAGAACAAACUGGAACUGCAACAUAGACGUUUACAAUGGAUAUGUUUCUGAAUUUCAAUUUUCUCACCAAUUUAUUAUUAUCGGUGGAGGGGCGAACGCGAAGGAGAAGGUAGACCUAGGCGUAGAAGUAGAUGAAGAUGAGACGAGGGCUACAACCAAGAACAGCAAACAAGGGAUUAGCACUUAUUUUUUUCAUAUAGAAAAUGAAAAAAAAAUUAAUUAUGUCUUAGUUGACGUGGUUGGCGUUCAAUAUUUAAUUGAUUAGCAUUCUCACCAUGCAAAAUUUUGCCGAAACGUUUUGGAGUGGCGCUUCAAUUCCUGCUUGUUUUGUGAUCAAUGAAACGAACUGACGAAGGUGGCCAACAUGGUAGGCACAUGCAGGAAAGAAGAUGUAGAAUACGAAAGAAAGAAAACAAAAGUAGAAGAAGAGAUAGAAGGAGAGAACACGAUUGCAAAGCAUCUACAAAAAGUCUACUGCUCCAAUGGAAGUAUUACAAAAAGUAGACAUUGGGCUUCUGCUCCACUGGAAGUAUUGCA